GACAGCUUGGCUUGAUGAAUCCAAUUUCUUGAUAAACAACAAUCCUUCAUAAUCCUUCAUACACACCAAAAGCCCAGAAAAACACGAGCAAGAUGUUCCAAAGUUCGAUUUAUUCAAGAAGAAAACUCUUCACCAACUUUUCAAGGUCUUUGUCAUCUUCGUCAAUCUUAUCAUCAAAUUCUCGGUCUACGUCAAUUGGUUUCACUGGACUUGGUGCAAUGGGAAAAGAAAUGGCAUCCAACCUUCUCACUAAAUCAUUUCCACCAUCAUCAUCGUCGAUUCAAUCAAAAACUUCAUCUUCACCUCAAGCUUCAUUCAUAAUUCAUGAUACAUCAGAAAGUUCCAUGACAGAAUUUUUUGAACGACAUGCUCAUCUUUAUCCUAGUGGUACUAUCAUAACAGCUCCAACUCCUGCUUCAGUAUCUAAACAAGCUUCAACAAUCAUUACAAUGUUACCGGAUUCUGAAAUAGUAAAAGAAGUUUACUUACAUCCUGAAACUGGAAUUCUAUCAGGAAUUCAAUCAAUCUCUACACCGAGUCCUACACUUUGUAUAGAUUCUACUACAUUAGAUCGAUCUGUUGCUAUUGAAGUAUCCUCAACACUUUCAAAUUCUGCCCAGGUCAAUAUGCUAGAUGCUCCUGUUUCCGGUGGUGUCGUAGGAGCCAAACAAGCUACAUUAUCAUUCAUGUGUGGUGGAGAUGAAACUGCAUUCCAAACAGCUUCCAACAUUUUAAGCAAGAUGGGAAAGAAUUCAAUUUAUUGUGGUCAAUCAGGUUCAGGUUUAUCAGCUAAACUUGCCAAUAAUUUAUUAUUAGCCAUCUCAAUGAUUGGGAUUUCAGAAUCAAUGUUAUUUGGAUUAAAAUUAGGUUUAUCGCCUCAAACUUUAACUUCAAUCAUUAAUUCAUCUUCAGGUCAAUGUUGGAGUUCUAAAGUCAAUAAUCCAGUCCCAGGUUCAUUAUCUACACCUACACCUGCUGAUUCAGGUUAUAGAGCUGGAUUUAAAUCUAAAUUAAUGUUGAAAGACUUGAAUAUUACAAAAUCAGUUGCAGAUGAAAUUAAUUUAAAUUUACCUUUGUUGACACUUUCUAAUCGAAUUUAUAAUAAAGUUUGUAAUGAUGAAGAAUUAACAGAUUUAGACUUCAGUGUGGUUUAUCAAUGGCUUAAAGUUGCAAACGAACAUUUAAAUUCAAAUCAAAAUCAUCCGGCUGAAGAAAAGAAUUAAAUUUUUAGUCAUGUUUCAAUUCUCUCUUAAUAUAUUCAAUUUUCAUCAACUUGAUCGAUUGUAAUUGUUCGUCGUUAGCACUUUCUUUUUUUGACUUAUCUCUCAUCUUUUUUCAAUCUGGUAAAGAUAAUCAAAAUCAAUACAAAACUUUCUUAAAAAUCCAAUUUCUUCAUCCAAACAAAAAUCUGUAAAUGUAAUUAUAUCUCCUAAAAUAACAACUAUGAAAUGAUGAAAAAAAACAGUCUUCUUUC
Molecule: messenger RNA, 1474 nt
Organism: Melampsora larici-populina 98AG31
Lineage: Eukaryota; Fungi; Basidiomycota; Pucciniomycetes; Pucciniales; Melampsoraceae
Exons: 6
Coding region: 93-1223 (376 amino acids)
Biological process (GO): L-valine catabolic process
Cellular component (GO): mitochondrion
Molecular function (GO): NADP binding; NAD binding; 3-hydroxyisobutyrate dehydrogenase activity
Source: RefSeq, a predicted model, not a curated record